CCACCAUCAACAUCAUGCAGCCCGUUUCUGUAGUUUGGGCCACUCGAACAGGCAAUUUUUUUUCAUCCGCACGACUCAGUUGCUAACCGCUUUCGCAUUCAGCAAUAGAUCGAGCAAAGUACACCGCAAAUCUUUUCGGUCGAACUAAGUCUCGAACAUCCUCGAGACAAGCCCAAUUUGCUAUACUGGGCUUGAAAAAGGGAUAUCGUUACUUGCGUGUUGCUGCCUUCCCCGGCACAAGGACGUCCGCACCAGAUCAGCUGUGUGCGUGUGCCGCUAGGCGUGUAAGUUCGCUCUGUACGGUGGUGUGCGUGCCAAUCGCGCCGCAGCUCGAAGGUGUGUUUGUGCGGGCCGUGCACCGUUGUACGUGCCGACGGAAGCAGCAGCUUCGAACCGAGUGUCAGCAGCGAAAAAGCAGCAGUAGUAAGUAGCAGGGCAGGCGAACAGCAUCGAACCACGGAGAGAGAGACUGCCUCGCUCGCGCAUAUCGUCGACAGUUUGAAAGAAAGGACAAAGAAAGUGUGUAUGUGUGUGAUACGUUCCGUUUUUCUUUUUUGGACGGUGAUGAUAUCUGCCGAAAAUUGAAUGACAUUCAUUCAUACCGCCGGGUCGUUAAAAGAAAGGUGAAACAUUUGUGAAAAACGGAAAAACGGAGUAGUGAAUAUCUUCCUGCCUGCUCCCGGCUAUAUCGAAUUCGAAGCAACCUGCGAGUCAGUAGUGGUGGUGGUGGUAGCAGUGCUUGAAACUAAUAAUCCGCUACUUUGCUAAACUGGUCGGAUUUCCUCUUGCAAACGAUCGUUCGUUCGCUGUACGGUCCGUGAGUGUGUGUGCGCGUGCAAGUUAGUUGUUGCGGUGUGUGGGGUGGGAAGGGUGGUUCACGGAAGAGACGUAAAGAGUGGUGUGGCAAGGAGCGGUUUAGUGGGAGGCGUUCGCUCAUAUGUGUGUCUCCUGCUGGUUGGAAACGGUCUGUGGGCGGUGUGUAGCAGUGGAGGACGGUGCGGGUGCCGAUUAAAACGCGCAGCGGCUCUCGACGUGGUCUGUGGUCGUCGGCGGAUGUGUCGAAGAAGAUGAGAGCUGACUGCGACUGUUAAUAAGCGAAAAGGAGCUGUCAAAACGUGUUUUCGGUCGUGUGCAGUGUUUUCUCUUCUGUUUGCCGUUCUUCGUUCCUUGGUGGUGGAUCGCUUGGUGACAGGAACCUCCUUCGCUGGGAUGAUUUCCUACAUGGCAAAAAGAUGAAGUGAACGUGUGAAGCGUGUGUUUUUGUGUGUGUAUACACCCUAGUGUACGAGUGGGGUGGCAAAAAAGCAAUCGAGCAACCCAUUUACCCCCGUGUGUAGUGCUCUUGCAACACACUCACACAUACAUACAGGAUGUAUGGUGUGCUGCUGCUUAGGUGAAAAGCGGUGUGAAGCAGAAGAAGAAGAAGAAGAUUACGAUUGCAACGAAGAAGACGGGGUGAGAGAAGUAGGAAAAAGAUUCCGUAACCAGCGUAAAAGUUGAAAAGAAAUUGCGAGUGCGAGCUCUCUGUGUGCACGCGCACGUGUGUGUGUGUGUGUGUGGAGCUGUCAGUUUUUUGUGGCUCAUUUUUUUCCUUUUCCUUUUUGUGUUAACUCGCUCGCCAUUCCCUGCGUGUGUGCGAGAGCGUAAGAGAAGGAGCGAAGGUAUUCGCUUGGAGUGAGCGAGCAAGCUGGACCGCAACAACGUUCCGUCGAUUUGCCCAGUGCUCGUGUUGUGCCGUGCGCUAGAGUGAACGAGAAGGCACGCUAGACCGGUUCCGCCGUCUCGUUCGUGCACAGGCAUGCAUGCUUGAUCUCUCGCGAAUGUGUGUAGUGUUUUUCUUUUGUUCCGUGUGUUGGUCCGCGGUGUCGCGUUCGCGUUGAUGGUGUCGCGCGAAGUGAAUAGAAGUAGUUUGCCGUGGAAACGCUAGCAAAGCGUGCGCGUCCGUGUCUGUACGCGUGUGUGUGCGCGAAGAAGUGUCCGUCCGCUACUGGUGUGUGGACAAGUGGAAGCAGAAGAAAAAAAAAACCUGGUCGUGCCGUCCACACAGCAUAAGUGUGGAGCAUAGAAAGGGGUGCGGGAGGUGUCGCCUAAUUGUGCAGCUCUGUGUGUGCAAAACGGGAGAAAGAGAGACACACACACCGCAUAUACACACCGCAUAUAUUUGGAAACGUACAUAUCCAACAAAUACAGUGAAGCAGACGGGUACGGGCCAAGGCGUUUUUUCGGUUUGGUUUUUCGGUUUCUGAACACACACACAUACACUUGGGACACUUGGCACACAUACAGCGAGCGAUGCAAAGAUGAGCCGAUGAGAAGAGAUGCUGUCGGUUAUGUAUGCUGCUGGCGCUACGGGCCUGUGAGUGUGUGUGAGCGAGACAGAAGCGACCAACCGUUCACACAUCGUUUCAGCUGGCAACAAAGUUGACCACACAUCGAUUGGGGCGAGAUUGACCGACAAAAAAGACAUGCAUCGGUUGGGUUGCGAGCAGCAGCAACCAGUACAACACGGAAACCUUCUCACCGCGUUCGUAGGUAAACGGUUGUUCCCGACGCACAGCGCCGCUGGUAGUGCCAUCAUCCUUCGCAGCAGCUACUACGAGCCGGCCACUACCUAUCCCACGGCCAUCCACGACGAUGAUGCAUCGCAAGAAGCGAAAGUGUAAGCUGCUUUCCUCGUGAACAACUAUGUGUGCCUUAUCUCAUUGCGAAACGCAACGCUACUACUACCAAGCCGCAGACACCGUGUCUCGUUAGUAGAGUGAAGAAGGAGACCAAACCAAAACCAGAGAGCAGCCCAGCACAACCAGCACAACCCCAAACGGGUGCUCUUAUUCUUCCCGGUCGCCCAAAGCUGUCCCUUCCUUCCACCAGUCGUGGUCGAACGUUUUUAUGCUCUGGCCUGUGACGACAUCAUCAACCCAAGCGACACACUCUUCCAUUUGGGCAGCUGGCAAAAACCAAGAGCCUAGACCGUGCACAAUAUAGUUAUAUGCGCGCCCCACGUACAAAUAGUCAUACAACGGAGCAAAGCUUAAUGAAAGGUGGCAACGAGAAUCGCACUAUUAAGGCAGAAACAAUCAACAAAGGAAAGCACACACUCAACAGUCAAUCAAUUAGUUGGCAGAAGCCGUAGCCCGAGACCGAAAGGAGCCAACAGAGGGGCGAUCACAGAUCACUCGCGUGCGGAAGAAGGACUCGCUCUUUGCUGAAUUAUACUCUCGCUCGUUUCACGACGCCCAUUGCUGCAUCCCGCGGACGUGCUCGCUAAGCGGAUUUAUAUACAGAUUUACAUUUGUAGUUUUAUAUUUUAAACCAACCAUCCUGUCGGUUGCUCCGACCGCCCAGUGGUUCCGCAGAGCAGCUAAAUCAAUCAACUAUAAAUCAGUCGGUCGUUUUGGUGUGGACAACGCCAGCAGCAGCAGGUAUCGACGUUGCGCAGGUACAACGAAUUUGGCGCAGUAAGCAGAUUGUGCGGGGUAGAAGGAGUAGAAUUUAACCUACGAACGAUACGUCCGUCGAAGUAGUGCAGAGAAGCGGAGGAGAUAGCAGUAAAGCAAACAAAUAAUAUAACAUUAACCCGUAGUACAACAAGCACUUGUCGUAGACAGGUGUGAUUAGUUUGUAACGUGAAACACGCAUGCAAGAGAUAUCUACAUCGCCAUACGUUAAAGAGGGGAGGAUUGAAUCCUCGCAGGAAGCUACAAAGUAAGAGGAAACCACAAAUCAUAGAGAGGACAUACGCGGGAACCAUUCCUGUCAUACGAACUCUACCACCCGUCGGUCGUCCGCUUCCGGUUGCAGUAGGAAAGAGGAAGCGAGAAUAAAAGGAAGGAAGGAAGGAAGCAAGGCAUCGCUACUUCCUACGGUGUUGUUUGUUCGCGCCGCUUAACCGUGUUGAGCGGAGGGUCAGCGCGUAUGAAAGGUUCGCGAGCGGUACCGGUGCUGCACGCAUCAUCCUCGUAGCCGCAUAGAAACGGGUGAAGCGUGUGUCGUUUGUCGGGCAGCCUCAUCGUUACUACCAGUGUAUAGUAAUGGAGGAAGCGCAAUCGGCACAGGCCCAAUCGCAGGGGGAACAGCAGCAGAAGGAAACGCAGCAGCAGCAGCAGCAGCAGCAGCAACCACAGCAGCAGCAAGGCUUUGGUGCGUACAUUGCGCUGGAGGAUAAUAAUGCACCGCUGACGCUGGUCGAUGAGCUAGCCUUCGAGAAGGAUGAUCCCGUGCACGUGUGGAUACCGACGGUGACCAAACCGCCGACCAGUACGGUGGCCGAAGGCGAUGGUGGGCCGCGUGUCGCCUGGUACAAGGCCACCAAUGUGCGCACCAAGCAGACGGGCUACGUCCAGUUGAGCAAACUCUCGCCGCUUGAAAACAUCGACCCGGUUGUGUAUAGCUCGGGAGCAGCACGGCAGUACCUGAGUACCGGCGCCUGCGUAUCAAUCGGUUGCGCCUGCGUGGCCGGUGGUCUGCAGCAGCAGCAGCAGUCGCAGCAGUCGCAGCAGUCACAACAGACCACGAUCUCUGACGCCUUCGGUGGAAUGCGGUUAGGCGGCAGUGGCACAACGACAGCUACUACCACUCAGGGUACCACCGAUACGACAACGACGGCCAAUGCGGAAGAGCUCUAUGUGAAGUGCGUUACGCCGGCGACGGUGCUAAAAGAUCCAGCAUUAAAAAAUGAAGUGGCCAGUAGAACCGGUAACAACAGAGCUCACGCGCCCGAGUUUGUUUAUUUUGUAACACCCAUUAUAUGUUUGUUUUGCCAAGACUACAUCUGGGGGCUUGGAAGGCAAGGUGGACAGUGUAGAAACUGUUCAGCGUGUUUCCACGUCAAUUGUCUGCCGAUGGCCUUGUACAGGCCGUGCCAAAGAAAUUCGGACAUGUACCAGAACAUACCGAGCACUUUCAGAACGGAAAAGUCAAUUAACGAAUGGACAACGGAAAAUGUGCUGGAAUGGAUGACCGCUGUUAAUAUGUAUGACCACGUGGAGGUAUUCAAAACGAAAGCUAUAAAAGGCUGUGAUUUACCGAAUUUGGAUCGUGAUAAGCUUGAACAAAUGGGUAUUAAGAAUGAUUUCCAUCAGCAUACUAUCCUGACGACGAUCAGACAACUUCUGACGAGUGCGGACAUGACGGCGGCGUCAGAGCUGCCGAUACUCCCUGCUGCGGCCCACACCGCGGUAAACCUGUCGGCUGCCGCCGGGCCCGAUCAGCAGUACAACGGGCAUAAGCUGAUGAAUGGUUCAUUUUCGAAACAGCAAAAAUGUGAUAUGUGCAAGAACUACCUGCUGGGGCUGGUCCACCAGGGACUGUUCUGCACCCAGUGCCGUUUGGUCGUGCACCGGCAGUGCUCGGUGAUGGGCCUAAGGCCAUGCACUGCUUCCGACCGUAGUGGCACACAGCAGCACCAGCACCAGCAGCAGCAGUCGCAACAGUUGACAUCCGCGUCGACCGGGGGCUACGUACUCGGCGGAGCGUACCGGCAGGAACACCAGCACAUAUUUGGCAAAAGUCUCUGUCUGCUGUUUGACGUACAGCAGCAGGCGGCACCGCAAAUUGUGGCCGACCUUUGCACGAGCCUGGAAAAGAAGGCGAUGAUGGACAAGACGCUCGAUCUGUACGUGGUGUACCGCACCACGCCGGUGCGGUACGACGAGGUGAACAAGCUGCGGGACGCACUGAACGAGAAUCUGCUCAACAUCGAUCUGAACGGCUACACGCCCGAGUGUGUGGCGACGGUGCUGAAGAAGUUUUUCCACGAGCUGCCCGAUCCGCUCAUACCGGUUUCGCUGUACCAGUCGUUUAUCGAUGCUUCGAUGCUCGAUGACACGCAGGCGGUCGAGCGGAUGAAGGCGAUCAUACAGGACAUGGCACCACAUCACAACAAAACGUUGCACUACUUCAUGCGGCAUCUGAUCCGUAUCUGCCGGUUGCAGUUUAUGCGCGGAAACAAGCAACAGCCGACGAUGCUGUUGCAAAACUGGUGCCAUAUAUUAAUGCGCCCGGCGUGGGAGAGGAUUGUGCUUUUCGUGAGCAACAUAAAGAACCAUUUGCGGGUAUUGGAGAUACUUAUGUACAAACUGGACUGGAACGAAGCGCUGCCCGAGUUCCUUUCCAUACCGGCCGUUCCACCGCGAAAGACGUCCCGCACAAGCGGCCCCGGCAGCGGCCUGACCGGGCCCGGGAUGGCGAAAAAAUCCAUCAUAGCAUCACCGGAGGGCGGAUCGAUAAACGAAAUCGAUUUUGGCCGACCCGCCGCGCAACAGCCAACCGGAACAACGAGCGCUUCGACGGGAGCGGGCGGAGCGGGGAUGCUGUUGGCCGGUAGUGCACCGCUGGUCACCGAUCCGGACACACCGCAGGAGCUGCGCGAUGCCGAAUGGUACUGGGGCAAGAUAUCGCGCGAUGUGGCGAAGGAAAAGAUGAUGGAUGCGCAGGAUGGGUCGUUCCUGGUGCGGGACGCGAUCAACGAUGCGGGCGAGUAUACGCUCGUGCUGAAGAAGGACGGUACGGAUCGGCCGAUCAAGAUUUACCACAAAAACGGCAAGUACGGGUUCACGCAGGACUGCACGUUCGAGAGCUUGGUCGGCAUGAUCAACGAGUUCCGGACUACCACGCUCAAGGAGUACAACACGAUCCUGGACAUUAGUUUGCUGUACCCGGUUUCGCGGUUCGAGGACGAAAGCCUUUACCCUACCGCAAGCGACAUCCACCAGCUGGCGCAAAACUUUUACGAAACGGUACAGAAGCUAACCGAUCUGCAGAACAUGCGCGAAUCGACGCUCGAAGCGUUCAACCAAACGCAGUCGCACGUCGAGCUGCGGAAGCAGGCGCAGGAAGCGUUCAUCGAGGCGGACAAGCUGUUUAACGAUCAGCUGCAAACGCAGGCACGGUACGAAACGGAGGCACAGCCGCACGAAAAGCGCAGCCUGGCCCAGAACCGGUCGCUGAUCGAGAGCCGGCUGGAAGAGUUGCGCAAGUGCAAAAAGAAUCUGGACGAGGAUAUGGAGCGGGAACGGGAGCGGAUGAGGGAGCUGCAGCGGGAAGCGAUGAAGCUGAAGCCGGAAAUUUUGAACCUUAGCAAGCAGAAGGACCAGUAUCUGGAGGCGCUCAAGCGCCAAGCGAUCACGGACGCCCAGAUCAAGCAGAUCCUGAAGGAUGGGUACCUGUCGGCGACGAACCCGGACUCGACGCAGGACUUACCGCACCUGGACGAAACGACCUGGCUGCGGGAGCGGUACACGCGCCAGGAUGCGGAGAAAAAGCUGGCCAACAGGCCGACCGGUACGUUCCUGAUACGGGCGCGCAAUGCCGGCCACUACGCGCUGUCGAUCGCGUGCGACGGCCGGGUGAACCAUUGCAUCAUCCACCAGACGGAGCGUGGGUACGGGUUUGCGGAACCGUACUUUAUCUACGAUUCGCUCAAAUCGCUCGUGGUGCAUUACGCGACCAACUCGCUCGAGGAGCACAACGAUCUGCUGCAGACGACGCUCAAGUAUCCGGCGUUCGCACCGAACCUACCGACGACGAGUGGCAGUGGGGGAGGAAGCGGUGGCAGCAGCAGUGGUGGUGGUGGUGGUGGUGGAAGUGGACAAACGGGGGGUUCCUCCUCGGCGUCUUCUUCGUCCUCCUCCCGGCAGCAAACGCAGGGACAGGCAUGGCCUGGGAUGACUUCGUUUGCCGCCUAAGAUGAGAUCAUGAGAGGUUGCUGUUGGCUAGGAUUGUUUUCGUUUACUCGGGUACUACUACUAUUCAGUUAUUAAACCUCACACCCCCCCCCCCACACACAUAAGUAGGUAAGGCAAAUGCAAUAAGAAGAAGAAGGUUCGGGAACACACCACCACGAGAGAGAGAGGAGAAAGCAGAAGGAACGUUUUAGUCAGGUAAACUGUUUUAUGCUUCAUUUUUAAAUUGUUUUUUCUUUUUCUUUUUCGCUGUUUCGAUUUAUAUAUGUACGUCUGUGUGCAUGUAUGUAUGUGUGAUCGAAGGGCAAGAAGCAAGAAGAAGAAGAAGAAGAAGCACGGGCGACACGAUUGUUGCUGUGUGUGCAAAUAUUGAUUUUUGCGCGCUCUUUGCUGAUAGCUUUUAUAAUUAUUUUCGUUUUAUUAUUUUGUCACAAAUUCGCAAAUAUUACCCACACACACGCGCGUGCGCUCUGUUCUUCGGGGUGUUUUUUUUGUUGUUGUUACGAAUGUGGCAGUUAAAUUUGAGAUUAACGAGUAAUUCAUUUUAAACUAUUAAUAAUUAGCAGGGCCGCCCCCCAUCAGUCGGGUAAAGCAAAACCCCCCUGUGGUUGCGAAAUUAAGGUGCAAAAUCGAUACUUAAACUGUGUGUUUAGGUGAUCAUUGUAAUUUUUUAUUUGCAUUAGCUGCGAUCGAAAGCUCUCAAUCGCAAUGAACUUUCCACUGUAAGAUCCUAGUGAAGGAUCCGCUUUACCUUAGCGUUUUGGAGGAUUUUUGGACGAUUCCUAAACUCGUCCUGUUCGAUCCGCGUUUGAAAAUGUACUAUACUGUACUCUACAAUCUAUAACUAGAGAGAUUGUUGCUUUUACGGGGGGAUGAUGCGUUCGGUUGGUAUUGCUUGAUUUCAAGGAUCAUCGAAUAGGAGGAUCGCGAUUAAAAAGGAAGCCUUCAGAAGGGAGGGCGGAUGGUUUACGUUUAGAACUAUAUUUUAGCAGUUUCCUCCGUUCGCACACGGGAAGUGUUGGAAUAAAGCGCGUUGGUUUGUUGGUCUUUUACGUGAAUCGUGAAUAGUAGUUAUAAACUCCAUGAGUUAGUUGAGCGUUAAACGGCGGCAGGAACGAUGGUGGGUGGUUGGUAGUGGUGGCAGAACAAAGAGCAGCAAGGACAGCAAGGAAACUAGGAAAACCACCACACACACACACACAUAUAGAAACGGGUGAUAAAAAGACGGCGAUAGAACGAAGAAAGCUCAGUGUGUUGAUGAUGAUUAUGCUGGCGGAGAAAGAUAGAUCGCAGGAUCACGCGAUGGGAGAGAAAAGCGUUGGGGUGAUAAAACGAGCCAGCGGCGUAUGUAAGAAGAAAAAUACGAUCCGAUGGUGUGCAGAUUACGCGCGCGUGGCUCGUACGUUUUGUAAUAGGUGGUACCGAUUAAGCUCAUUUAUAUUAUCCUUAUUUUUAGUAACCGAUCAAUCUCGCUCUAGCCACGCGACGCGGGAUAAGGUCAUCACGCGGACAGCAGGAAGCGGUACAAAGUUUUUAUGUUUUCCUUGGGGGCAUUUUGGAUCGUUGUUCAAAAGUUUUAGCAAAAGGAAAGCACACAAACCCAACCACACACACACACGUGACAAGAGAAUGUGCGAAUGGUGGUGUUAAGGUUUUGUUUCUGUUUCUGCGAUAACACACACACAUACCCACCAGCAACCAACCAGCAAGACAGAUCUGGAUGGAAACAUGUAUGUGUACCGAUGACGAGGGGAAGGGGGGUGGGGGGUGCGGGGUACAACAAAAAACGCGGCCAAAUAAUUUACGACGGCUGCUCACCGGACCGGAGAACCGAGUCUCUGGCAAAACAACAUUAAAAAUCUGUGGAAUAUUUGUAAUGAAGUGUAGGUGAAUGGGUAUGAGUGUGUGUGUGUGUGUGUGUGCGCGAGUGUGAAGAAAGAAUGGUCGUGGAAUAAUAUUUUAGAGGUUUUGUCUCUGAAUGUUUAGGAAUCAAAAAUACAAAUAUUGCGUAACUGUGUUAAACUAUCGUAUAAGCGUUCAUUACAGAUAGAUAUAUAUACAUAGAUAUAUAUUAUAUAUAUAUACACACACUCACACACACACACACAAACAAUCCUGGCCGUUCUUUCUGAAGAAACAAACAAACAAAUGAAUAUACACAAAUAUACGUGUGCCCACGCUCUGCUGUACAUGCUGCAUGUGUAUGUGUAUAUAGAUAGAUAUAUACAUAUAACGAGGUCGUCGUGCGGGGGGGGAGGAUUGGAGUUUACAGUGGAGGAGCGACCAAGAAGAGCGAGGAAGGAAAGCAUUUUGUGCAAAACCCGUUACAAUGAUGAGACAGACCAAUAACAAAACAAUACAAAGCAAAAAACGAUCGAACUCUAAUUGUGUGUGUGUGCGACACUAGGAUCAUCCGACGUAAGGGCAAUAUUGCUUACCAGUAUAGGGCGGAAGUGGUACGAAAAAUCAAAAAUCAAAUAUUGUGUGUAAUGCCCCCGGUUUUGGUUUUUCUUGCUGAAAGAGAUAGAAGAACACACAAAUUAGCACAUAAAAGUAGCACGAGGAAAAAAGUAUAUGAAAAUGAAACUUUUAGUUGUGAUUGCUAAAAAAAAAGGAAGGGCGCAUUAUGAAUGCGAUCGAUCGAUAACACCAAACGCCAGAACCAGAAUACACACACACACACGAUCGACCAAGAAAAUUUGUUCCCUUUUUCCCUUUGCCUGAUGAUUGUGCGAUAGUUAAAAGCUCCAUUUGGGAAGUACCCAAAAAACCACGUAAACGCUAUCCAUUACAAACAUUGUUGUGCGGGGCAUGCGUGUGUAUGUUGAGUAGUAGAGGUUGGUACAAAAACAAAUUGGGAAUUAAAUUAGAUAAUGCAUAUAAACAAACGGAAGCACUCACACACAGACAGACAUAACAAAUUAAUCCUAAAACUGGAGUAGAACAGCAGUGUGCGCAAAUUCAGCAUAACAAAACGCAGAGCAGACGAGAGGAAAAUCCCUUGCAUUAAAAGAUAAAGUUGAUAGAUUCACUCACUCUUAACAUUAUCACACAUCGCUUGGAAAAGUAGUGCAAAACAAUACUGCAAGCAAAACACACACACACACAGUCAUCCAUUUUUGUUCGUCCUGACGAGAGACGGCUACGUGUCACACAGCUUGUUGCAAAAAGGUACAAACAAAAAACCACCCCGUGAAAAUGUAAUCUAAACAGAAUAGAAAAGUGUCGUUGUCGAUCGCUUCGAUCGCUUCGAUCGGUCAAAAUGAGAUCACACACAUACCCACACACAGAAUUCGUACAGUGAAACAGUCGGUCUUCUCAUAUAAUAACUAUAGGUACGAGAUAUAAAAUUGUGGUGCAUGUUCGUCUAGUCGUUAGAAUUUGGAAAACACACGCGCACACACACCUUCCAUCAUCAAUCGAGCGCACACAUACACACAGCUUCUCACCACCUCCAUACAAUACGCCACGUGUUAGCCUACAGUAAAAUACGCAAGGAAACAAUUACAAUCAAAUGUAGUGAAGCGCUUAAAUUCUCCUUUCCCUGCGCGCGUGUGUGUGUGUGUGUUUUUUGCCCCUCCGGUAGGCUUGCUAUCCGCGAGAGAGCUCCGUUUUGUAAGCGAACACUGCUUAUAUAUCGUACAAACAUUACACAUAAAAUACACAAACCCCUUUAUGUGGUAGUUAGCAGUUAGCAAGUGAAGAUUAACGCCCCAGUGUUGUUAAUGUAGCCUCCCCUUCACACAUACACAGGAACAAGUCAAACCAACACCCCAUAGAAGAGACCACUACAGAGAGAGAGAGCAGGAAAAUGUUUUUAACGUUCACAAAAGGGCAGCAGUGCAAAAAGGCGUGUGCAAAGCAACGGCACACUAAGGCAAAUGAAGGAAAAGUUUUGGCAAAAGAAAAGGGAAAAACAAACCUACAAAACAAAAAAACAACACCCUAUGAGGCGAGUGCGUAAGGCAAGAGAAAAGCUCUGGUAACUAAUAGUAACGAAAUCCAAUCGGUCAAUGUGAAAGCGUAGCAUGUGAAACAUGUACAAAUUUACUAUUAAAAAUACUAAUAUUAACAACAGCAACAAAUAAUAAUAAUAAUAACGAUAACGAAGUAAUAAUUAUAAAAAUAAUAAUUACAAGUAAACGUAUAGCUAUAUAUAUAUACAGCAGUAAUGGAUAAAGAAAGAAAAAACAAAAACAAUAACAAGCAGAAGAAACAAAAGCGAAACGUGGUGAUCUUAGGGCAGUAGUAGUAGUAGUAGUAGUCGUAGUGGUAGUUGUGGGCACAGAGAUACAAAACAAACACGCGCAUCUGUGAUGUGAAACGCGAAAACGAAAACUAACCUAGAAAAGGAAGAAUAUGGAAAUUCUAUCCCCCAGUGCGCGCGUGUGUGUGUGUGUGACUACAAAACACCUCUCUCAGUGAUUAGUGAACCAGGAUACGAACCGUGUGUUGAGGUACGCACCAAACCAAAGGCUAUAGGGGGAAGGAAUGUGUGGAAACUAAAACGAAGGCACAACAGUUAGAAGCGUGUGUAAGGGGGAAGGUGAAAAGAUCCAACUCCACACUGAAAAAUCACUCAAAAACACACACACACACACAAAUACAAAGGAAAUUACUAAGCAACACAGGGGAGUAAAUAGUAGGGGACAACAGACACACACACUCGAAGUGAAAAAGGAUGCGCGUUGUAUCUCGUAUAUGUAUGCGUCCAAGAUGUGUGUUUUAGUGUUUGUAGUAGUAGUGGUAGUGGUGUAGUAACGGGAGGAGAAUUUGCAUAUAUCGGAUUUUUUGUUAGUGGAUAAUCUAUUUUAUAGCCCUGUGCGACGAGUGAGUGUGUGUGCGCGCGACCAUGAUGAAACGGUGUGAGUGAGAGAUUGCUGGAUGGGGGGAUAAGAAAACUAACCGUUUUACCGUAGUUUAUCCCAGGAUUUAUUGUUUGUCAAAUACCUCUUUAAAAAAUGCGCAUUUGUUGUUGGUUCUCAGUUUCGUACGUAAGUGUUUUUGUGCCGGCUCCGUACAUUGUGUUUUGGCCGUUAGACGGCGUUGUGCGAAUGGCUUAUGGUGUAAGAAGCUAAAAAACACACACACAUACAAGAAAAACAAACAAAACACACAUUAAUUCGUAAUCUAAGUUGUAUUAGUGAUAAGCUAUUUUUUUCCGGUGUGAUCAAGAACGUGGAGGAUGCGAUGUUAUGAUGAUGGUGUGCGGGAACAGUACAAGAUAAUUGGGCAGGACAUUUAUGGAGAGAAAAACAAAACAAACAAACCCUUCUAGUGUAAACCAACGUAUAAUAGUUAGCGCUAGGCAUAUGUACGCCAAGAAUUAUGUUACGGGAAAGGAAGGAUUGCGAGAGAGAAAGAGAGAGAAAACAGCAAAAAAAAACGGAAAUGCAUAAUUUUUACACAUACAUCUACACAAAUACAAACGAGAAACACACACACAACACACACACACGCAUGUGCAAACAAGGAAAAGCUAGAGUUGAUAAUAUGAUUUGAACAACGGUUGAUUGGUAGGGACAAGCGAAAGCAGGGCGACUCUAUUCCAAGGCUUACUCGAGCGGUAUUACACUGUGUGUUUAUUGGGUUAGUAGCCGCGCGUGGCCUACGUCGAUGAUGAUCGCGCACAUCGCACCAUAAGAUUAGUUGUCGUGUCUUGUGUGUGUGUGUAAGACGCUUUUUUUUUAAAUAAGUGUUUCCUCUCUUUCCUGGCUUAAUAUUUGCGCCACAGAAACACGUCGGAGGGUGAACUGUUUGCCAUUUACUAAUCAUCCUCACACACGGAAGUCAUUCGAUGUUGCUGACUCGACUUCCACACUUUUUGUGAUUUAAUGACAUUAAAGUACACACACACACAUACAAACAAACAAAUUGCAAUUGAUUGUGAUGCACACGAAUGCGAUGAAGGGGGGAGGGAAGUGGAAAUUCUAACUGGUAGUGCGGGUUUUCAAGGGGGGUGGGGGGGGGGGGGGGUUAAAGAGACCAACAACGAGAGUUUGGUGGAGGAGCAAAGCCGAUCAAGCAGAGAUCGAAAUCAAAACUCUUAACAAUCACUGAUACUCACACGUGUGCACCAGCCAACACAAAACAAAACCACAGCAAACAUAUUGUCGAAAGUGGAUCUGUCGAAUUUAAACCCUUUAAAAGCCUAAUCUAACUCUAAAUGCACCAGUAUAAGUACUCUUCUCUUCCCCACACUGCAUUGUUGAAGUUUGGGACAAUGGAGGAGCUUAGAAAGCUUCACUUUUGAAGGGUAACGGUGGGAAAACCUCUUGCCCGCGGUGCGGUGUGUUAUUGUGUUUCCUUGGUAACUGGAACAUGCAGGAAAAAUUGACAGUUUGGCAGUAGUAGUAAGUGUCAUGGCUUACUCCGGUACGAGGAAAUGUGCUCUCAACAUUUGAAGUUCCGGUUUAGGAAAGAGAAAGAGAGAGAGGAAAGAGCAGCUAUUAAAUAUCCCUUUUGUUUUCUGAAUUUCGUUGAUAAAAACGAUGAACAUUUUCAAUUCCUAUAGUUCUCCCUUUUUUCUUGGUUCUUCAGGCACAGUCACAUGUUGUGAUGAGCGUGGGCGCUAGUACGGCUAUCGAAUCGAUUGUUGUGAUACUGGAUGAGAUGGAAGAGGAAGAAGAAGAAGAAGCUAGAAACACAAUUUUCAAACAUACAACAAACAAAGAAAAAUCGAAAGGAACGAUAAGGAGACCACUGAUAGAGAGUGAACAUAAUAAGUAAUCAAAAAGAAGAGGGGAAAAAACGUAACGUAAACCAAUUCCUUCCGGAUGCGCCAAAUUGAGACCGCACAAAAUGCGGGAAAAAGAAAAACACUAAACUCUCCUCCCCACACACACACACACACAUUGGAGGAAAAAAAGUUAAAAGAAAAACACAGCUAAGGAUCAUACAAACACUACCACCGGCGUGAGAGGUGGUAAACACACAAAAUAGAAAGUGUGACAAACAAACGAGAAACAUGCAAAAAACACAAACACACAAACAAUAGUUAAAUUACAAGUUGGAAGUUGACAAAUAUGUGGAUAGUGUAGUGUAGUGAAACAAAAAGAAAAAGAAAACAAAGCGAAGAGGAGAAAAAUGCAUAAAAUUCGUAAAUAUAUGAUAUACUCAAAACCCGCGGCGACACACACACACACACAUUAACGGGCACAUAACACACGAUAAGCAAAAAAAAAGGAAGCAAAGGUGAAAACGAUAGGAACGAAAAAUGAAGAGUUGUGAAUUACGAACCGCGCGCGCAACACACACGUGCGAUUUUCGCGGUGGUGUCUGGUGAAAUGGUUUGUUUGUUUUUUAGAAAAGGCAAAAGCAGAAUUUGUUGAGUGGGAAAAGGGGGGAAAAUUUGAACGAUAAGAAUUACAACAAAACAACGCUACUACACACAGCGAGAAAGGAAGGCCGAGCUACGCGGUGGAAGGCUUUUUGUCGAUAUAUAUACCUAGGGAGGAAGGAUGUGGGGAUGAUCCACUUCCGCCUCCUCCACGUUGAAAGAAUGUAAAAUACAAGAUGGGAAACCGCGGGCUGCAAUGCAAACACCCACAUGUGGUGUGUGGAUGUGGGGAAAAACCCCGUGAGCGCGGCAGGAAAACAAAAGAAGAUGAUGCAGAGAGAGGUAAAACAACAAAUUAAACAACAAAUUAAAGAUUAAUGUGAUUGUACUGUACAUACAUUUGUAUUAUAUAAAGCGAAUAAGAAACUGUGGAAAUAAGAAAAUCCAGCAAAAUUAAUACGA
Molecule: messenger RNA, 15423 nt
Organism: Anopheles stephensi (Asian malaria mosquito)
Lineage: Eukaryota; Metazoa; Arthropoda; Insecta; Diptera; Culicidae
Gene: Pi3K21B
Exons: 10
Coding region: 4032-7685 (1217 amino acids)
Biological process (GO): phosphatidylinositol phosphate biosynthetic process; insulin receptor signaling pathway
Cellular component (GO): phosphatidylinositol 3-kinase complex
Molecular function (GO): 1-phosphatidylinositol-3-kinase regulator activity; protein binding
Source: RefSeq, a predicted model, not a curated record